This is a messenger RNA of Chenopodium quinoa (quinoa), 1425 nucleotides long. RefSeq lists its product as uncharacterized. The record is from RefSeq and is a predicted model, not a curated record. The transcript is spliced from 2 exons. Bases 1 to 1425 code for a protein of 474 amino acids. Gene Ontology annotation, molecular function: RNA-DNA hybrid ribonuclease activity; nucleic acid binding. Lineage: Eukaryota; Viridiplantae; Streptophyta; Magnoliopsida; Caryophyllales; Amaranthaceae.
AUGGCUGCCCUAUACAGGUUCAUCUCAAAAGCCUCGGACAAGGGUUUGCCCUUCUUCAAGGCCUGCCCGAAAUCAAAGGAGCUCAUAUGGGAAGAUGAGCAAAAAGUAGCAUUCCAGCAGCUCCGGGAACACUUGGCAAACCUCCCGACACUGGCAAGGCCAGCUGAAGGAGAAGUCUUGUACCUGUAUGUGGCAGUUAGCCCUGCUACAGUGAGUGUGGUGCUGUUGAAGGAAGAAAAAAAGGUUCAGCAACCGAUCUACUUCGUCAUUCAUACUUUGACUGAUGUCGAAACGCGCUACCCUCUGCUCGAAAAAGUUGUAUAUGCAGUGGUAGUGGCAGCUCGGAAGUUAAGGCCUUACUUUGACUCACAUCAAAUAGUGGUCUUAACAGAUCAACCGCUGGAAAAGGUCCUCGGCAAGGUGGAAAAAUCAGGUAGACUAACAAAGUGGGCCUUCGAGCUCACCGAUUUCAGCAUAAGCUACCAGCCGAGGGCAACAAUUAAGGCCCAAGCCCUAGCAGACUUCCUAGCCGAGUGUUCCUACCAGGAAACACUCGACGAAGGGAAGGGGACUUGGGCUGUGUUCACGGAUGGCUCAGCCACCGUAAAUGGUUCAGGAGCUGGGGUGGUAAUCACCACUCCCGAAGGUAGAAACUUCGAGUAUGCACUCAAAUUCUCAUUUAAGGCUUCUAACAACGAAGCAGAAUACGAAGCAGCAGUUGCUGGCUUGGAACUGUGCAUAGCUCUCGAAGCCGAACAUGUCUGUUUGAAGACAGACUCUCAGCUAGUCGCUAAUCAGAUUCGGGGCGAGUAUGAGGCCAAGGAGCCUUCCAUGAUCUCCUAUCUUGCCAAGAUCAAAUCAGUCAUAGCGAAAUUGAGAACUUUUGAAAUUGAGCUGAUCCCAAGGGUCUGCCAUCCUCAAAGUAAUGGUCAGGCCGAAGCUGCAAAUAAACAGAUACUCAACGCUCUUAAGAAGAGAGUUGAAGAUCAAAAGUCCAAGUGGAUAGAAGAGCUUCCUGAAACUCUAUGGUCACUUCGGACAACUGAAAAAGAGGCCACGGGGCAUUCGCCUUUUGAAUUGGUGUAUGGAUCCGAAGCCGUUCUGCCAGUGGAAAUUGGCUCAGAAAGUCUCCGAGUUAAUCAGUUCUCAGCCGAAGAAAACGAGCAUCUCAUGAAAGAGUCCCUCGAUUUCUUAGGCGAAAUUCAAGAUUCGGCAAGGGACAGAAUGGCAGCAUACAAACAGAGAAUCAGCAAGUUCUACAACCGAAGAGUCCAGUCAAGACUCCUCAAGGUUGGAGACCUUGUUCUUUGGAAUGCUGCCACUGUUCAGAAAACAACAUCCAUGGAAAACUCUCAGCUAACUGGGAAGGGCCUUAUGAAAUAUAUGAUGAGCUCCAACCAGGGACUUAUCGUCUCUGGCAGUUAG